CCGUGUCAGUCUGUUCCAUCAGGACGUCACACAGAGGGCGUCCAAACAAGGAGCCUAGAAGUGGAGGUCAGCAGGGAGGAAGAAGCAUGGCAGCCCUGCUCAGGAAAUCUAGCAGUGCGUUGGUCUGUGCUGUCAGCAGACAUGCACGCUUUGCAGUGGUGUACAGGUCUAUGGCCUCCAAAACUCCUAUUGGAUUUGUUGGGCUUGGUAACAUGGGUAGCCCAAUGGCAAAAAAUCUCCUGAAACAUGGCUACCCUGUUGUUGCGUAUGAUAUCUUUCCAGAAGCUUGCAAGGAAUUUCAGGAUUCUGGUGCUCAGAUUUCGGAAUCACCAGCUGAUGUGGCUGAAAAGGCUGACAGAAUUAUUACUAUGCUGCCGUCCAGUGCCAAUGCUUUAGAAGUCUACACAGGAUCAAAUGGAAUUCUAAAAAAAGUGAAGAAAGGUUCUUUGUUGAUUGACUCAAGUACCAUCGACCCUGCAGUAUCUAAGGAACUAGCAAAAGCUGUUGAAAAACAAGGAGCUGUAUUCAUGGACGCCCCGGUUUCUGGUGGUGUUGGAGCUGCUCGUUCUGGAAACCUCACGUUUAUGGUUGGUGGAGUAGAACAAGAGUUUGAUGCAGCAAAAGAACUUUUGACCUGUAUGGGUGCAAAUGUGGUCUACUGUGGUGAAGUUGGAACUGGACAGGCUGCAAAGAUCUGUAACAAUAUGCUGCUAGCUAUUGGCAUGAUUGGAACUGCAGAAACUAUGAAUCUUGGAAUCAGAUUAGGGCUUGACCCAAAGCUCUUGGCCAAAAUUUUAAACAUGAGCUCUGGUCGGUGUUGGUCAAGUGAUACAUAUAACCCUGUUCCAGGGGUUAUGGAAGGCGUACCCUCUGCAAAUAAUUAUCAAGGAGGAUUUGGGACAACUCUCAUGGCUAAGGACCUUGGGUUAGCACAAGACUCUGCUACCAACACCAAAACUCCAACCCCAUUGGGUUCCGUCGCUCAUCAAAUAUACAGAAUGAUGUGUGCCAAGGGCUAUUCACAGAAGGACUUCUCAUCUGUCUUCCAGUUUUUACGUGAAGAUGAGAAUUUGUGAACUAAUCCAGUUUGACUAGAUCCUAAACACUAUUUUUGCAAUACCCCUGGUAACCUUACCCCUAGCAAGGAAAGACGGUGUUAAGUCAGGAUGCCUGGGUUUCGUUUUUUCAAACACGAAAAAUAUAUAGUUUUUCUGUUUAAAGUCUAAUUUGGACAACAUAUAUCAAUACAUUUUUUUUAUUUUAUUUUUUUUUUUUUUUUUAAAUGCCUGGGUCAUGGUUUUAGCACGAUCUUAUUUCUCUGCAUUUUUUUACUAAAACAUCCCUUUGCUCAGAAUGUAUAUUCAGUGCUCACACAUGUAGAUUUAUUUUCAGUUCUACAACUAGGAUCGUUGACCACUUUCCUGUGAUGAUGACUGUGAUUAUGGCUGGAACUCUUGACGUAUUUUGGGAAAAUUACCAUUUUAACAGAGCAGUAGAUGGAAUCUUUUGAUUAAUUAUGAACAGUUUGUAUUAAAAAUCAUAUUUUGUGUUUCUGAAACUUGCUCUGGAAAGAGAAAGAAUCCCAGAUCAUGUACUUUUUAUCUCUGUGUAUGCCCCUGGAUGUUCAUACGCAGAGGGAAUUGGAUAGAUUUUCUGUACCAAAACUGUCCUGACCUUUAUGUCCAACCUUAAUAAAAUACCGCAAUUAA
Pelobates fuscus (common spadefoot toad) is the source of this 1709-nucleotide messenger RNA. RefSeq names its product 3-hydroxyisobutyrate dehydrogenase (gene HIBADH). The transcript is spliced from 8 exons. Gene Ontology annotation, cellular component: mitochondrion. Lineage: Eukaryota; Metazoa; Chordata; Amphibia; Anura; Pelobatidae. Gene Ontology annotation, biological process: L-valine catabolic process. Gene Ontology annotation, molecular function: 3-hydroxyisobutyrate dehydrogenase activity; NADP binding; NAD binding. The coding region runs from base 87 to 1076 and encodes 329 amino acids. The record is from RefSeq and is a predicted model, not a curated record.